AUGGAGCCAGCCAGUGAGGCCGCCCUCAAGGGCCCUCCCACAAGGGGAUGGAAGACGUGGACUUUCAAGAAGAAGCUCCUCAUCAUCGGAGGGAUCAUCGGGUUUAUCAUCGCCCUGGGUAUUGGUCUUGGAGUCGGACUGGGUGUUGGAUUAGGCGGCGGAGGGGGAGGAGAGGAAGAGGGAGGAGGCGGGGAGACGACGCCGCCCAGUUCAGGCAAUUACACCACAGCCAAAUGGCAGCCCGCCGUCGGCACUAGCUGGCAGAUCGAAUUGCUCUAUUCUUUGAACGACACCUCCGUCGACGUGGAUGUUUACGACAUUGACCUGUUCAACAAUAACAAGUCUGUAAUCAACGAUCUGCAAAAGGCAGGCCGUAAAGUCAUCUGCUACUUCUCCGCCGGCAGCUACGAGAAUUGGCGUCCGGAUAAGGACAAGUUCAACUCGGAUGAUCUGGGCAGCGACCUGGACGGAUGGCCCGGCGAGAAAUGGAUCAACAUCAGCUCCCCUCGCAUUCGCAAUAUCAUGCUCACGCGCCUGGAUCUGGCUCAGAACAAGAGCUGCGACGGGGUGGACCCGGAUAAUGUCGACGGGUACGACAAUGAUAACGGGCUGGAUCUGACGGAGGCCGAUUCGAUCAGCUACAUGAACUGGAUGGCCAAUGAGGCCCAUGCGCGCAACAUGUCCAUCGGAUUGAAGAACGCGGGGGCCAUCAUCUCGUCGGUCAUUAAGAACAUGCAAUGGAGCGUCAAUGAGCAAUGCGCGCAGUACGACGAGUGCGACACCUACGCGGCCUUCAUCAAGGCAGGGAAGCCCGUCUUCCACAUCGAAUACCCCAAGGGUGACGACACCAACAACAACCUGUCAGUGAGCUCGAGUGAGAAGUCCAAGGCGUGCAACGCCACUGAUUCGGGCAAUUUCUCCACGGUGAUCAAGAACAUGGACCUGGACAAUUGGAUCGAGAUGUGCUAG
Aspergillus luchuensis is the source of this 969-nucleotide messenger RNA. RefSeq names its product endo alpha-1,4 polygalactosaminidase. The transcript has a single exon. Bases 1 to 969 code for a protein of 322 amino acids. NCBI's taxonomy places the organism in Eukaryota, Fungi, Ascomycota, Eurotiomycetes, Eurotiales, Aspergillaceae. The record is from RefSeq and is a predicted model, not a curated record.